GGGCUGGUUCUCGCCUUUCGCUGCCUCUCCGCCCCCCUCCUGCCCCUCUCUCCCAAGUUCGCCGCUGUGCCGCGGCGCCUGCGGAGCGGCUGGCUGCGGGCUGCCCCUGCCCCGCUCCCGGCGCUGCCCGCGGCGGGGCGGGCGGGGACGGCGGCGAGCCGAGGCGACCCAGGGAGCGGCCCGCCGCCCCCGGGGAAGACUCCGCUCCGGGGAGCAGCGGGGGGAGGCGGCUGGCACAGAAGCCGAAGCUCCGCCGCCCACCCCCCGGCACCGCCGCAGUCUGCCCAGCGCCGGCAGCCCCGGGAGAUGGUGACACAUGAAGCGUGCGGGAAGGACCAUGGUUGAGAGGACCAGCAAGUUCUUGCUGAUCGUGGCCGUCUCGGUGUGCUUCAUGCUUAUCCUGUACCAGUACGUGGGGCCGGGGCUGAGCCUGGGUUCCCCCAGCGGCCGCUCCUACUCGGAGGAGCUGGACCUCUUUCCCACGCCGGACCCGCACUACGUGAAGAAGUACUACUUCCCCGUGCGGGAGCUGGAGCGGGAGCUCGCCUUCGACAUGAAGGGCGAGGACGUGAUCGUCUUUCUGCACAUCCAGAAGACCGGCGGCACCACCUUCGGCCGCCACCUGGUGCAGAACGUGCGGCUGGARGUGCCCUGCGACUGCCGGCCCGGGCAGAAGAAGUGCACCUGCUACCGGCCCAACCGCCGGGAGACCUGGCUCUUCUCCCGCUUCUCCACGGGCUGGAGCUGCGGGCUGCACGCCGACUGGACCGAGCUCACCAACUGCGUGCCCGGGGUGCUGGACCGCCGGGAGAGCGCCGCCGCCAAGACGCCCAGAAAAUUUUACUACAUCACACUGCUGAGAGACCCCGUGUCCCGGUACCUCAGCGAGUGGCGUCAYGUGCAGCGAGGAGCCACGUGGAAAACAUCCCUGCACAUGUGCGACGGCAGGACACCGACCCCCGAGGAGCUGCCGUCGUGCUACGAGGGCACGGACUGGUCGGGCUGCACGCUGCAGGAGUUCAUGGAUUGCCCCUAUAACCUGGCCAACAACCGCCAGGUGAGGAUGUUGGCUGACUUGAGCUUGGUGGGCUGCUACAACAUGUCCUUCAUCCCGGAGAACAAGCGAGCGCAGAUCCUGCUGGAGAGCGCCAAAAAAAACCUCAAAGACAUGGCCUUCUUCGGCCUGACAGAGUUCCAGAGAAAGACUCAGUACCUGUUUGAGAGAACUUUUAACCUGAAAUUCAUCCGGCCCUUCAUGCAGUACAACAGCACGCGGGCGGGCGGGGUGGAGGUGGACAAUGACACCAUCCGCAGGAUCGAGGAGCUCAAUGAYUUGGACAUGCAGCUCUAUGACUAUGCAAAGGACCUCUUCCAACAGCGCUACCAGUACAAGCGGCAGCUGGAGAGGAUGGAGCAGAGGAUAAAGAACCGGGAGGAGAGGCUUCUUCACCGGUCCAACGAAGCGCUUCCCAAGGAAGAGACCGAAGAGCAAGGACGUUUGCCCACUGAGGACUACAUGAGCCAUAUUAUAGAGAAGUGGUAGCCUAGGCAGACUUUUAUAUUGAUGAUAUUCUAGGGUUUCCGUAUAAGAGAUCGUGGAAGUAAAAUUACGAAAAGAAAAAAAACAACAAAAAAGUAUUUUAUUUAAAAACGAGUCUGUAAAACAGAAGAUAGGUUGCUUCCUUAAGCAUAGGGUCUUUUUACUGUUUCUUACAAGACCGAUGAGAUUCUUAAAAAAACAAUAAAUACAUAAAAAUAAAAAAAGGGUCAGCAUUCUAAUGCAGAGAUAAAAAAAAUGCACAAAAGCAGUUACCCGCUCAUAAGGCCAAAUACAAAAGAAUGUUUCUUAUCCUCACACUUUUAACACAAAUGGCAGAAGUAGGAGUUUUAAAAAUCCAUUMAUCCCCUGAGCUUAAUGAUAUAAARAUACAUCRUUAGAAACAAGGAAACAGAGGUUUGCUUCUGUGUGGGAGGUGGGAUGGGAAUUGCAUUGUUUGUUUGUAAAUUAUGAUGGUGACCAAGUUGAGGACACAGGCAGUCACAGCAUUUCAGCUGGCAGCCACUGCCACAAAGUAGAGCACCAUAAAAACAAAAAUAAAAGAAGAAAACCAGUCAGAGGAUGAGAAACRUUAAAGCAAAUUGACAAUGGCCUGGGACGUGUACUCAGCACAGUGGUUCUGAUUCAUUGCACUGGUGUCACAUACACAUUCACAACUUCAUCACAGAAAUAAUAGGGAAUUCAUGCACAAAACUCCCAGAUUGGUUUCCCAGAGAGGUCCCAAAACAAGUUARAAGCCAACUAUAGAUUCAAACCUGCACUCACAUGUUAUCCUGUCAGCUCACACCAUUACACUCAAGCCACCACCAGUAUUGUGUGUUAMCAGCACAUGAAAACCCUGUCCUCCACACAAAACAAAAGGAUGAAAAAUUUAAAUACUCCCUCRUAAAUCUGCACAAAAUUCAGACCCCACAAAUGAUCAGUCAUUAAUGGGAACGUGACGAGGGGGUGAUUUUGUUUUGUUUGUUGCUAUGUGAAAUACUGACCCAGAAUAAGCAUACAGACGUACUCGAGCUGUAUUAUUUCAGUUAUUUUUACUUGCUUUUAUCAAGGGAUAAUGGGCAUCAGCCUGCUUCCAGUGAAGUCACUAGAACUGAUKUAAGUGGGAACAGGAUGGGACUCUCUUCCAGAGCUGUGAAAAUUUCUGACUCUGGGUCUGAAUUAAUUAUGAGACAGUGCACAUUGUCUUUUGGCAGGGUGCCCRUUCUGCAGCCCUUACUUUAAAUGAACAAGCUGUGUUCAUAAAACUGGAAAGGGGAAUCAUGGAUGGUGUUGUUUUAGUCUCAGACCACUCUCAAAGCAGAACUCUUUCAAUGCUGUUUUUUAGGGCCUCAUGUAAGUUUAAUCCUCCAGUGYGGGGACAGUCUAACCAGGUUCUGCUUAGUGACUUUUGAGUCAUAGAACAACAAUGACUUCUCUAAUUCCUCUUCCCACUCACCAAAUUAAAAUAUGGCUUAUUUUUUUGCUGUUGCAAGCACUUCUUUGUUUGGCUGGAAGCAUGGAAAUGAAGUCGUUUUUGCCUGGUUCAUGUCUCACUCCGUUAUUACUCAGCCUGUAGGACCUGCACCAGCUAUUGUUGAGGGUAAACCCUGAACCAAAUAGAAUAUGAUUUGAUUUUCAAAGGCCAUGUUAGCUGCAGAUCAAAUACAGCAUUGAAAUCGCUGGAGGAGAGGCAGAGAGCUGAUGCAUUCAACUUUAGCAUGGCAUUUUUACAGCACCCCUUUCCCACUACCCUGAUCCACCGUGGUUUAAUUCCUUCUCUGCGUCUGUGUGCUGUCUCCAGCAGUUUCAAGUUCAGACUGAGUUUUGUAAAGGAGGAGCUGCUCUGUUCUGCUGUGCACACCCUUGGGGACACACCUUGCUUUUGGAGACCUCCUGAAGAGUAAAGAUAAAACUUGGGAAUAGAAAAUACAAAGAGCACUUAGGGCUCAAAUACAACUCCCUYACAGUCCUGAGCCAAAGUCCACCAAAGUCAGAGGAUGUUUGUCCUGUUGGUUUAGAGGGGUUUUGGUCAGGUCUACAUCCUGCUGCUGUUCAGUGCACGAGCAUGGGCUCCCCUGUCACCCACACGUUUGGCUGGUACCAGCGUGUGCUGGUGGUGUCCAUGGCUUUAAGGCUCCUGUUCCCAGGGAAGUGUAGCCUGGCAUAAGCAUUUCCUCCUAGAUGAAAACUGGGAAGCAAAAUGAAGCAAUAUUUGGUGGUUGGCUCAGGGGCAGAAGGUAUUACAGGUCCAUCUCUGAAUCCCAGGAUGGGCAGAAGCUGUGUCUGUUGGUUGCCAGUGCUUUUAUAUGUCACUGUAACUAAAGAAAACACUUGUACUUCAAAAAUGCCACUUUACAGGCUGUUUACCCACAAUACMAAUGCACACAAAAAGCAACUGUUUGACGUGCACAGUUUCCACCUUUCCCCAGCAGCUUCCCACGGUGCAUCCUGUGUUCCAGAUCCACCCCACACGAGUGGUUCCUGCAGCUCAUCCCCGUUUGCGUCGCACUGGUGGGACUGGGUGUGAUUCAGAGCAGCACUGGGAUCAGGCUGUGCCUGCCUGAGCUGUUUCUGUGUCAGGGGCUCUGUGUAACCAGCUGGAUGUUAAUGAAUUUGCCUGCAGGGUUGUCUAAAUCAGAAGCAGYCUCUGACCUUAGUAGCAUGUCAGUAGAAGGCCUUGUUCCAACAGUUUCUUUGUAAUAUAUUGCAGUAAUGAGCAAAAGAAAUGAAAUUAUAUCGAAAUCUGUCUUGUUAACAGUUUCACUUCAACUGCAAAAGGAGGGCUGACCUCACUUAGUACUGAGGCAGAAGUUUCUAGAUUUAAAUCCUGCACCCAGCAAAUGCCUCAGUUUUUCCAGUUUACUCUACAUGGGGAGUAACAAAUUCACAGACUCUACAAAGGUGCUCCAAGGUAUGAAAGGUAUAGGGCACCUUGAAACAGAUUCUGAUUAAUGGAAAUGAAGAGAAUCACCCAAAAGCCAUCCCUCACCCUGGCUGCUCUGCUGGUCUGCCUAUGGCUCCAAGCCAUGUGUUAAAUUCUUUUAAAGUGCUGUGUACCAGAACAUGGGUUGCAGGACAUACCUGGGCACGAUAUUCUUCCUUUAGUGGGUGCAAGGGAACUUUUUUAACAUAAUGUGAAUGUAGUUUUUUGUGAUUUAUACGUACCACAGUUUGAAGUGGUGCUGUUUCUUUUUAGGACUGAUAAUUUGAUGCUACAAUAACAUGGAAAGUGUGUGUGUAGUUUUAAAAUGAAUGGAGAGCAACGGCUUUAAGGAACUCUGGCAGAAGUAGURGCCAGAUAGUAGAUACUUGUUCAAUACCUGCCCCUUUCUUCCAAAACGUUUUUCCUGUGACUUCCAGACACACCAAGAUGUUCUUUAGUGUUUCCUCAGGGGGUCUGUCAGUGCAUCACGGUCAGGRCAGGUUCAGGGAGUGUUGGGAGCAGGGUGGGCAGUGCGAGGUCAGUGCUGUCUCUUAGG
Malurus melanocephalus (red-backed fairy wren) is the source of this 5019-nucleotide messenger RNA. RefSeq names its product heparan sulfate 6-O-sulfotransferase 1 (gene HS6ST1). NCBI's taxonomy places the organism in Eukaryota, Metazoa, Chordata, Aves, Passeriformes, Maluridae. The transcript has 2 exons. Gene Ontology annotation, molecular function: heparan sulfate 6-sulfotransferase activity. The coding region runs from base 317 to 1543 and encodes 408 amino acids. Gene Ontology annotation, cellular component: membrane. The record is from RefSeq and is a predicted model, not a curated record.